GCUGCUGCCUGUCUGAGGGCAGGCGGGAGAAAAGGAAGGAGGGAGGCUGGCUCUGGGGAGGGGAGAAAGACGGAGGAGGCGGUAGCACCAGUACCAGUGAUUGCUGCCAGUCCUCGCCCCCCGCUUCUUUUCUCGGCGCAGACAGGCAUUGCCCUGCUGGAUAGCUACCGCCUCCCCCCCUCCUCACCCUACGGCUCCAGGAGAAGGAAGAGAGAGAAGAGGAAGAAAUCUUUCUUGGGGGUGGGUGGGGUAAGACGGGGGUGCUUUUCCCUCAGGGAGGCGACGACUGAACCCCUAUUCCCGUCCUCGCUCGAUUUCCCCUGUGGCUGGGGAGGCGGGAAGACUCGGUCGCCUUCCGCGUCUCCUCUCUCCAGAUUUCUCCCCAUCCUUGCCUUUUCUGCUUGCAGGAGGAAUGUGGGGGGGGCUUGAGUUGAGAGUGGGGCGCUCGAUGCAACGGCUGCUGGUGAUCCCCCUUCCUUUUUGCCUGCUGCUGCGUGGUGGUACAAGAACUAAAUUGAACUGAGCGGAGGGCUUGAACUCACCCUUUGGGGGGGUAAAUACCCCCCCUCCCUUUCACUUUACCUUUUGGCUCCUCUUCCUCCCUUUGAGCUGGUUGUUGCUUCCUUAUCGUUCUCUGGAAGGACGUGGUUGUUAUAUGAAGACGCUGUGUGGACAGUAAUGACUGGACGUUUCCGAUUGCCUGCUGGCAGAACCUACAAUGUACGAGCAUCUGAGCUGGCACGAGACAGACAGCACACAGAAGUGGUCUGCAAUAUUCUUCUUCUGGAUAAUACUGUACAAGCAUUCAGACUCAAUAAACAUGAUCAGGGGCAAGUUCUGUUGGAUGUAGUUUUCAAACAUCUUGAUCUGACUGAGAGAGACUAUUUUGGUUUACAAGUGGCUGAUGAUUCUACUGAUAACCCAAGGUGGCUGGAUCCAAACAAGCCAAUUAGGAAACAGUUGAAAAGAGGAUCACCUCACAAUUUGAACUUCAGAGUAAAAUUUUUUGUAAGCGAUCCUAGUAAGCUUCAAGAAGAAUACACACGGUACCAGUAUUUUUUGCAAAUUAAGCAAGAUAUUCUUACUGGAAGAUUGCCCUGUCCUUAUAAUACUGCUGUACUCUUGGCUUCCUAUGCUGUUCAGUGUAAGUACAUAUCUGAACUGGGAGACUACAACCUUACGGAUAACUUCCCAGGCUACCUCUCAGAUUACUCUUUCAUCCCUGGCCAGCUUCAAGACUUUGAAAAAGAAAUAUCCAAACUCCAUCAGCAACAUAUAGGUUUGUCUCCAGCUGAAGCAGAGUUUAGUUAUCUCAGUACAGCCCGAACCUUAGAACUCUAUGGAGUUGAACUGCACUAUGCAAGGGAUCAAAGUAAUAAUGAAAUUAUGAUUGGAGUAAUGUCGGGAGGCAUACUCAUUUAUAAGAACAGGGUACGAAUUAACACCUUUCCAUGGUUGAAGAUCAUAAAAAUUUCUUUUAAGUGCAAACAGUUUUUCAUUCAACUUAGAAAAGAAUUGCAUGAAUCUAGAGAAACUUUAUUGGGGUUCAACAUGGUGAAUUAUCGAGCGUGUAAGAAUUUAUGGAAAGCUUGUGUAGAACAUCACACCUUUUUCCGGUUGGACAGACCACUGCCACCUCAGAAGAACUUUUUUGCACAUUAUUUUACUUUAGGAUCAAAGUUUCGGUACUGUGGGAGAACAGAGGUCCAGUCUGUACAGUAUGGCAAGGAAAGGGCAAACAAGGACAGGGUGUUUGCCAGAUCCCCAAGUAAACCUUUGGCUCGCAAAUUGAUAAGUGGGAUGGACUGGGAGGUUGUCAGCAGAAAUUCAUUGUCUGAUGACAGGUUAGAAACUCAAAGUUUACCAUCCCGUUCUCCACCUGGAACCCCUAAUCAUCGCAACUCCACAUUUACUCAAGAGGGAAACCGUUUACGGCCAUCUUCAGUUGGACAUUUAGUAGACCAUGUAGUCCAUACUUCACCCAGUGAGGUAUUUGCAAAUCAUCGGUCGCCUUCUUCUACACAGGCCAAUAGUAUAAUUCUAGAAUCAUCACCAUCUCAAGAGACCCCUGUAGAUGGCCAGCCACCUGCACUGCCACCUAAACAAUCUAAAAAGAACAGUUGGAACCAAAUUCAUUAUUCACAUUCACAGCUAGAAUUGGAUAACCAUAUAAAUGAAACAUAUGAUGAUGAUUCUUCCUCAUCUCCUGAAAAAUCUACUCCAAAUGGUGGGAUUCCUCAUGACAAUCUUGUUCUGAUCAGAAUAAGACCUGAUGAAAAUGGCAGAUUUGGUUUCAAUGUAAAGGGUGGAUAUGACCAGAAGAUGCCUGUCAUAGUGUCUAGAGUAGCCCCCGGAACACCUGCAGAUGUUUGUGUCCCUCGUUUGAAUGAGGGAGACCAGGUUGUAUUGAUCAAUGGCAGGGAUAUAUCAGAACAUACCCAUGAUCAAGUUGUUAUGUUUAUUAAAGCUAGCUGUGAGCGGCACUCAGGGGAACUUGUACUUCUAGUUCGACCCAAUGCUGUUUAUGAUGUCGUAGAAGAAAAGCUGGAAAGUGAGCCAGAUUUCCAGUACAUACCUGAGAAGUCCCCACUUGAUGGAGUUCACCAGGAUGACAAUGCUCUGAGAGAAUCAAUGUUUCAGCUAGCAGAAGGGCUGAUCACUGGAACAGUCCUGGCUCAGUUUGAUCAACUUUAUAGGAAGAAGCCUGGGAUGACAAUGUCUUGUGCCAAAUUACCUCAAAACAUUUCCAAAAAUAGAUACAGAGACAUUUCGCCUUAUGAUGCUACACGGGUCAUUUUAAACAGUAAUGAUGAUUACAUCAAUGCAAAUUAUAUAAAUAUGGAAAUUCCUUCUUCUAGUAUAAUCAAUAAAUACAUUGCUUGUCAAGGUCCUUUACCCAACACUUGCCCAGAUUUUUGGCAGAUGACCUGGGAACAAAGCUCAUCUAUGGUUGUUAUGUUAACCACUCAAGUGGAAAGGGGCAGAGUAAAAUGUCAUCAGUACUGGCCAGAGCCUGGUGGAAGCUCCUUAUAUGGGAAUUUCCAAGUCACCUGCCAUUCAGAAGAAGGAAAUCCUGCCUAUGUCUUCAGAGAGAUGACAUUGUUUAACUUGGAGAAAAAUGAGGAUCGUCAGCUCACUCAGAUCCAGUACACAGCAUGGCCUGAUCAUGGAGUUCCUGAUGAUUCCAGUGAUUUCUUAGAUUUUGUGUGUCUUGUCCGGAAAAGAAGAGCUGGGAAAGAAGAACCUGUUGUUGUUCAUUGCAGUGCAGGGAUUGGACGAACUGGAGUUCUUAUUACUAUGGAAACAGCAAUGUGUCUUAUUGAGUGUAAUCAACCUGUUUAUCCCUUGGAUAUUGUAAGAACAAUGAGAGAUCAAAGGGCAAUGAUGAUCCAAACACCGAGUCAGUACAGAUUCGUUUGUGAGGCUAUUUUGAAAGUGUACAAAGAAGAACUUGUUAGACCUUUAAAGACAUCACUGCAUAAAUAGAAAGCAAAAGAUACCUUUCAGAGAAGAAUCUAUGUAAGACACAAGCUGCACUUGUGCUAUAAUGUUGCUUGCAAGAAAUGGUGUCUGAAAAUAAUGAAGAACUGAAAAGGACUUCAGCACUAUUGCACUUUAAGUUGAAACUGAAAAUCAGUCUCUAAAACACUAUGAUUUUUCUGUGUUGAAAGACUCCAUUCAUGCUUUGCUUCAAACAAGCCACAGACUGACUGAACUCCAUGAGUUCUGGAUAAUUUUCCAGACUCGGUUGUAGUGCCAUAUAGCCCUUUUGUUUGAAAUGCUACAAAAAAGAAAAAGAAAAAAAAGCUUGGAAUACUUCCUUUGUUUGACACCUAUCUGUUUCUGAAGCAACAACAAUACAUGCAAAGCUAUUUCUUCCAAUACUAAAUUUGUCAUGUUAUUUGCUACCUUUUCUUUUGGUGAAAUAUUAGCAAUAUUCCUUCUAUUAGAUACACUGCCUACUGAAACAGCACAUUUCUCCCUGUGCCCUUCUAGAAUUUAACCUGAUUACUAAUGGAAGGCUGCAGUUUGAUCUAACCCAAUAAUAGCUGCAUAAUGGCCCAUUGAACCAGCAUUUUAUUUAGUUGGUAUAUGGACAUUCUUUGUACUACUAGUUGUGUUUCUGUUUUUCAGCAUAUUAUAACACCAGUGUGUUCUGAAACAUUGAUGGCGUUACCUAAUGGGAAUGAAUGUGUGCAUUUUGUCUUAACCCCUUAAGUGCCUUGAGACUUACAGUGUAUGUCUUAAUGGCAAGGGACUUGUGGCCCUCGAGGGGAAGUUAUCAUAAUUAAAUUCAUUCUGAAGCAUGAUCCUUGGUGCUUAGAAUAUGGUACAGUAAGGGGUCACAGAAACACUGUUCCUUUUCUCUCUACAAGUACCUCUGGGUACAUUUUACUAUGGGUAGCAAAAGCAUUCUAGCCUAUUAAGUAUGUAACUUUGUUUACUGCUAUGAAUUGAAAUGGAAAUUCUGACACAUUCCUGUCAACUGGUAAACUGGUAGCAAUUUAUAAUUGAAAGCCAAUAUAUUGAUUUAGAAUUUGUUCUUCUGUUUACCCUUCCAAUGAAAAGUAAUGACUUGACGAGGAUAUAAUAUUUUAAUAGUAUUGAUAUUCUGCUUUAAAUAUGCAGACCCAAGGUGAGCUUUCCCUAUCAUAGUUAUUUUUCUCCAGGUUCAUGUUUGUUCUUUCUCAAGUCAUGUUUAUGUUGGCUUACAUUUUUAAAGGAAAAAUGUGUCAUUAAAGUUUUAUAAUUGUCCCCUAGAGCUUUCAAAUAAGCUCUUCGGGGUCUCUCUCUGAUACUUCAUUCAGGAAUUGGCAUAUAUGCAAUUGGAAGCAACAGUAUCUGAACAGGUUGCAUAUAGGUUUGUUUUUUGUUUCAUUUCAGAAAUGUUUCUAGGACAGGUAAAGCCCACUAGGCAAUGAAUAUUCCUUCCCUAGUAAAUUGACAAUUUAAGUCUUUAUGAAACUUUAAUCUGCCUGUAGUUAAAUAUUUUGAUUUGUUACCAGUUUUUAAAAAGCAAGAUAUGCAGAAUAUGAAACAAGAAUAUGGACUUCGUAAAAAUGCAUUUGUGUGUGUGCAUGUGUGUAUAGAAAGAGUGAAUGACCAUGUAUGUGUGUAUAUAGAUAUAGAUAUAUAGAUAUGCACUCAUACACACUUGUUUUGUGGUGGGAGUAACUUAGAUAUGUCAGUAGAUGAGGAGGCACUUUCUCCAAAUCCCCUUUUCCUGCUGUCAGUUGUACUUUCCUAGAACUUGUAGAGGGCUGGAAAUAGAAGUAUCUAUUUCUCAUAACUGCUUCCACAGAGGGAUCCCUCACCUUGGAUUAAGAGUCUUCCAUGGGCAGAAGAAACUUCUGUAUGUAACAUGAUGCCUAGAUCCAGCCAGGAUGCAUUGAGUUAAUUCCCAUUCAGUUUAAAUGCUGUUAUACUAACCCUAUGCCAUGAUGUGAAAUAAAGGAGUAAACAAAAGCUUUUAGAUUUGUUUUAAACAGGCUUGUAAGAUGAGCAGUAUGUUUCUUCACAAACCAAAUCUAGCAUAUUUCUUAAACAUAAUUGCUUUAUGGGCUCUGCACACACUCUCUCUCUCUCUACUGUCAAGGAAUUGGUUAGCUGUUCCUUUUACCAACCUUGUGGUUCAAGUGAGAUUGGAUAUAAUAAGUUUCAAAAAUCCCCACAUCCUUAAAUGAGCUUUUUCCAAUCUGUAGAAAUCUAGUUCUUUGUGCUUUCACAAACUGAAGCAAAUGCAAAACGCACUUCUAUUUCUGACAGCAGUGAAAAUGAAGGGAAUGAUUGAAUCAAUGUUAUUCUAGAUGAAAUAACUGAAAGAUCCACAGGCUUUUGGUGGCCUGUUACUAUUCAGUAGAACCUAUGAGGUUGGAGAGGACAGCUUCAUAUGAUAAAGUGCAAUGUGGGAACAUGCUUCAAAGUCUGUGCAAUCAUCUAAAUUUUUCUUAGACGCUGGUAAACCUUUUAAUGGAAUGCCUGCAGUGAUGGUUCUUGCUACUGCUAGCUUUUAGUAAAUGCAUGAGGAAAACAAAUAAAUGUAUGUCUACUCAUGCUUGCUUAAAAGAAGGCUUAGUACCUGGAAAGUGGGUGUUGACUUGGGUAUUAUUUUAAAUUAUUAUACCAUUGUGCUGGUUAUUUGCAGGGCUGGUUUGCACUUGGAGCAAGUUUAAAUAUUAAAUUAUUAUACCUAUUACACCAUUAAUUAAGCCACUUAAUGAUCUUACUAUUGCCAACAUACACAUUCAAAAUAAUUGUCUCUUUGUAAGAUUGUUGAAGGGAAAAAAUCUAGGAUGGUUCAGCAAUGUUGUGUAUUGUUAAUAUUGUACAUACGCUCAUGUUCGUAUGUGAGGUUGCCAAAGUAAUUUAAAUCCUUAAGAAACAUUGCUACAAUAAGGUAUAGUAUUGUUGUGGCAUAGUUUUGGUAUUUAGUAUAUUUAUCCAACACAGAGACAGAAACAUUAACCACCUUAAUAUCUUCCCUCCAAGCUGAUUUAGGACUUAUUAGUACAUGGCAGUGAAUACAUUUUGAAAUUAUAUUUGCUUGGUAGGGUCACAAACUAAAGGAAUUUAAAUGCAUAAAUUGGAAAAAUGGAAUAAUAAAAACAUCCUCAUGUCAUAGAAAUGAAUUUUCAAAAUGCAUCUGCCCACUAUGAUAAUCUUUUACUAAUAUUUUUAUAUGACCUAAAAGUUAAUACUGCUAAUUGCUUUGCAUUGGGUUAUGAGGAUCUGCAUCAAGCUAAAAGGAAAAAUAUUUUUUGUAUGUGUUUCAUUCUGUACAAAACAUGAAAAUGUGUUUCAGGCAUAAUGUCAUAUAAAAUGAGUGUUAUGGAUGUCGGAUUUUAUGCAGAAAUAUUUUCUUACUAUUUGCUAAAAAAAUGGGGAGAAAAAUUGUAACAUUUCCUGUUUUCUAAUUCAAGUUGCUUUCGUUGUAAAUAAGAGCAAUAGGGUAAUAGUUUUGUGCCAAUAUAUGUUGUUUUUUUAAAAAUCUUGAAAAUUAUAAUUAUUUAAGGUACUUUUGAAGAUUGGUCUCAUGCAGAAAUUUAGGACUCUAAGACUUGUUAAAAUUGUUUUUGUUUUGUUUUCUUUGCCUUUAAGUUGUGUGGCUUUGGGGUGUAGGGGGUAUACUAAUUUAAAUAUAAAGUGUCCAUAGUAUCAGUCAUUCUCUGAGGAAUACAACUAAGUGAACUGGCUAAUUGUACCACUUAGAGUAGUCCCUCCAAAUCUCUGAGUGGAAUAUGCAUUUCUAGUAAUAACAGCAAUGGCCCUAUCUCAUCAUCAUCAUCAUCAUCAUCAUUAUUAGCCGGUGAACAAAAUUAUUCUUGGUGUAGUUGAUGGAAACAUUUGGACAAGCAAAUUUAGGAUAUAAAUUAGACUAUGUUAUGUUAAAUUACUGCAUUAGAUCCUGUUAUGGAAGCAAUAAAAUCCAUCAUAUAUGUACUCUGCAGUCCAAAAUAUUUUACCACUUUAAUUCCCCUCCCCAAAAAAUCAUGCUGCAACUUUCAUCAACAGCUUUAUAUAAAUAUUUCACAAAUGUUUUCUAUUUGUAAAAUACAUAUUAGUUCUUAUAUCCUCCAGUGUAAUAGUAGUAUCCUGCAAUUAAUUCUUUAGAAAUGCUGCUCUCCUCUAAUCAGAAGGCACAAAAUGCAAGUGAAGAGAGCUGGAGAGAGGUUUUUUGAUAGAACUAGUAUGGCCAGCACUUUGCUGCAAGUAAAGUACAGAUUAGAAUGUAACAUCUGUGGAAGGUACAAUGAAUUGCUUCAGUUGCAGAGGAUAAGAAGUAGAGGAAAAGUGGGAUCUCAGCAGUUUUUGCAUCUGGUGGAGGCAGAAUUCCAUUAGAUUUUUGGAUAAUGGGGUCUGCUUGAUAGACUAGAUUACAACUAUGCAGGCCUUCAGUUGGAGUGGAUGAUUCCCCAGGUCCCUGAGAGUCUUGCAGCAUGUCUACCCCAGACACUGUAUUAAGCCAUAGAUGUUUUGUUCAAGUGUCCCUCUUCACUGUGACUAAGCUCUCUACAAGGAAUGGAGACAUCUGGUACUAGUAGUCUUAAAUUAAUUCAUAGUUAACAAUCACAAAUUACUUAGGUCUGUAUAUGCUAUAAAAUUACAUGCAGACAUCAUCUCCAGAUGAUGUAAAGCAUAUUGACCAGGAUAUUGUCUGCAUGUGUAUUCCUCCCAUACACAUGAACAAUCUACAGAUUAAACACCUACAUAAAUAGAAAGUGUACAAGGUACAAGACAGGGAAGAACUUGCUUUGCACUGGUUAUUACUAAAUUUCUAGAUGUUAUAAAGGAGUGGAGGGUCAGAAAAAAAAAAAUUCUUCCACUAUCCCUAUGAGUAUGAAAAUAAGGCUCUUCGCAGUGAAUACAGUUCCUCCUCUAGGCAGCCAGUCUUGAUUCACUUGUAGCUGAACAGGCAUAGAAGCAGAUCCUCAGAUGCAUUAAACUAGCCAUGGUAGUGAUUUAGUGCACGUAUCUAGCUAAACAUAAAUCCAUUUCGCCAGUUGGAUUUGAUUCCAAGCAAAUGAGUUGAGAGAGAUGCCUUUUGAGAGAGAUGCCUUAACUACAAAUAUCGUGGCUUUGAUCUAAAGGUGCUCUUGCACUUGUGAAAGGUUUCUGGAUUGCUCAAGGAGAUCCCUUACAGCAGCCUUCCCCAGUCUGGGUCUGUGCCACAUCACAUGCCUUUGGUCCCUAAUCUUCAAGGGUGGAUUUUAAAUUCAGGAAAAGGUAUAAAAGUGGAGAUCCUUGGACUCAAUCUAUUAGCUAAGAGGCCUGUGAUUUAUAUUCAUAUUCUGGGGAGAUGAUAAUCUCAUCUUUCUGUUAAGUUCUGUGUUUGCCUCAAAUCUGGUUUUAGUGAUAGUGUGUGUGGGCUGGUUAAUUUUAAUAUGCAGCUGCCAUGUUUUCAUAAACAUGGAGGAUUAAAUUUUCAGUUGUGCCAUUGCCACAUGCUGCAAAAUAAGGAAUACUGGGUAGAGAUCUAAAUCAUCCAGUUCACUGUAACAUUUAAAUAGCUUUUUUAAAAAAUGGAGAGACAUUUAAAUCAUACUGGAAUUGCUAGAAGGGAAAAACUAUAUACAUGCAUAUGUUUUAAUUUAAUUUAGAUAUAAUGGCUAAGCUAGAAAUAGAAACCAAAGCUAAACUACUUGCUUCUCAAUCUUCUGAGUGGCAAAGAAAGAAAGAAAAAAGAAUCAUCUUGGGUUAGAUAAUUGCCUACCUGAAGCUCUGAAGGUUUAAUUCCCUAGGUUUAAAUAUUCCUCCACAUCAGCUGCAAUCUGGGUCAUUAGAAUAUUUAAGGAAAUACUUUCAGUGGCUAUAUGAUAAAUUUAUAUUGCCUUAAGUAAAAUGUUACUGGUGCAUGAUAAACUCCUACAGAGAACUUUGAAGACCACUAUGUUAACAUUUUGGAAAUGAUUCCCCUGGGAAACAAAAGUGGAUACUUUGGAAAGUAAGAGAGUUUGACUGACAAUAUUUGCUAGUAGAAUUACUUAUUUAACACCAUUUUAAGUAUAUUUCAUUUUUAUCUAAAUUUCUUGAAGUUCAAAAUAGUAGCACUUUAUGUAAUGCUUUACUACUGAAAGACUUUUUAGAUAAAACAAAUCUAUUAUGUGAUUAGAGAGAUGCUUAACUUAUUGAGAGUUUAUUGGGAUUUUUCCUAAUGUGAAUGCUUUAAAGCUUACUUUUCCAGUUUGCUUCCAUCCGUGUUAAGAUGCAUUAAUUAACUCUAAAUUCUUAAUCCUGCCACCUUCCAGAUGAAUGCUUAACAUUAAUGCUUGUGUAUCCAUUAUAGUGCUAAUAUAGCAUAUCUCAUAUCCAGUGCAGUUCUUAAUGCACUACACCUCUUUUCAAAUUUAGUUUCAGAAUUGUAAUAAUCAACAGUGAUAUUAAAAUAAUCCCCACAAAAUAGUUACAGUUCUUUUAAAUUUAAUUUUCUCAGUGUCUGAUAUUUUGCCAUAAAUGAAAAGUUUGGAUCCAGUAGCUGUACAAUUCAAUGUCUAGUUAUUCAGACGGUUCUAUAAGACAUUCUCAAACUUGGGAGACCUUGGAGGGAAACCUCAAAUGCAGCCUAAUUAUGAAAGCAAAAAUGACUGAAACUUUAAUACAAAUGUGGGAAGAGCUUACAUGCCCACAGAAUGCUUUGAUUCCCAUUUAGCAUUUUAACACUUCCUUUAAAAUCUGGAAAUCAGCAAGAGUUGUUUGUAUAACUUUAAAUUAUAAAUAAAGAGUAGGUAAUGCACAAAAAUAGUUUUAAGGGGGGAAAGUUGCAAUUUAUAUAGGUCAAGACUAUGAUAGAAUUGAAGGUUCUAAAACAAUUACCACUAAGUUGUAUUGUGUUCUUCUAUUGUAUAAUAAACUAACCAGUACAAUUAUCUCCACACACACAGGCUGGUUUCAAGUGUAACAUUAAUAUUAAAACUAAUGAUGCGAUUCCCCUAGCAAAUUCUAAAACAAUUUUGUGUUCGUAUGUAGGAUUUCUCUCUCUCCUUUUUUUCUGGCACAGGUGCUAUUCUGUAUGUAAAUAUAAAGAAUAUAAAAUCUAGUGUCUGGAUCAUAUUCACUGUUCUAUGGGUGGCCAUAUUUAUUUUUUGCUGGAAUGAAUUUGCAUGUUUUUUGUGAUUUUGCGUUGUCCAGUUCAUCUGGAUGCUAUGCUGCUCAGUGAAUGGGCUUUGACCAUCUCAUUUAUAUCUAAAGCCAAGAUAACUGUCUAUCCUUUGUUCAUUGUGCAAGUUUGUUCUCGUAAAGAUUGAUUUGUCUUUAAACUUGCGUGUUUUCAUUUUUUAGAAACUAAGAUUAUUCAGCUAAGAGCCUCUACAUUAAGUAGCAGGAAAUGUGCUCUGUUUAACAUGCACUUGGAUUUGUUUAACACUGGACAAUGUGGAAAGAAUUCAUUCAUCACUGCAGCUACUGUAUGCUUUAAAAAGGGCCUUAUAUAUUUUGCCUGCAUUGGAGUAUAAGGAGAGUCCUCACGAUUAAUAAGGUACACUAAUGAUAUACAUACAAUACCAGCAACUCCCAGAGGAAAAUAACUAAAUAUUUAACAUUUAACAAAUCUUGUUUUUAGUCUUAAGAGCAACUUCCUUCUAUUAUGUGAACAAUAUGCUGUUAUACAUAUUUUGUGGAUAUAUUUAAUUUUGAUUGACAAAUAGUUGUCUAGGUACAAACUUGAAAAUAUAUAGUUUACUUGUGAAUCUUAAUUGUUUAAUUGCAAAAUAAAGAUGUGCUUUAGUAAAAGUU
Candoia aspera is the source of this 11229-nucleotide messenger RNA. RefSeq names its product protein tyrosine phosphatase non-receptor type 4 (gene PTPN4). Gene Ontology annotation, molecular function: cytoskeletal protein binding; protein tyrosine phosphatase activity. Bases 679 to 3486 code for a protein of 935 amino acids. Gene Ontology annotation, cellular component: cytoplasm; cytoskeleton; cytoplasmic side of plasma membrane. The transcript has 27 exons. Gene Ontology annotation, biological process: protein dephosphorylation. NCBI's taxonomy places the organism in Eukaryota, Metazoa, Chordata, Lepidosauria, Squamata, Candoiidae. The record is from RefSeq and is a predicted model, not a curated record.